AUGUUACCCAUUUUAAGUAAAGUCUUGAGUUCAGUAAUAAGGUUUACAGAUACUACUGAAAUACAGAAAAACAUGCCUGAAUGUUUUGAAAGUUUUCAGAAUGUUAGAGUGGUAUUAGAUUCUGCAGAAAUUUUCAUACAAAAGCCAAAAUGCCUUUGCUGUCGAAUUAGAUUUAAUUCUCAGUAUAAAUCUAAUAACACUGUUAAAUUUAUGACAGGUAUUUCCCCAGGAGGUUUAAUUACAUAUGUUAGUGAACCAUAUGGUGGAAGAGCCUCUGAUAAAGCUAUUUUCGAACAAAGCAACAUAAUUUUAAAGUUGGAUAGUUCAAAAGAUGCUGUUGUGGUCGAUAAAGGCUUUUUAAUAGAUGAUAUUUGUAACCAAUUCAAAAUAGAAUUAAUCAGACCACCAUUUUUAAAAAAUAACAAACAGUUUAGUACAGAUGAGGCAUUACUAAAUGCUAAAAUAGCAGCUGCUCGAGUACACAUUGAACGUGUUAACCAACGUAUUAAGAUUUUUAAAAUUUUAGGAUGUAAGCUACAGUGGUCUCUAGUAAAAAACAUUAAAGAUAUUUUUACACUGGCCUGUGCUAUAACAAAUUUGUCAAGUUCAAUAUUAGCAGACCGUAGAUAUUUAACGAAUUAA
Molecule: messenger RNA, 642 nt
Organism: Diabrotica virgifera virgifera (western corn rootworm)
Lineage: Eukaryota; Metazoa; Arthropoda; Insecta; Coleoptera; Chrysomelidae
Exons: 1
Coding region: 1-642 (213 amino acids)
Source: RefSeq, a predicted model, not a curated record